Molecule: messenger RNA, 1483 nt
Organism: Spinacia oleracea (spinach)
Lineage: Eukaryota; Viridiplantae; Streptophyta; Magnoliopsida; Caryophyllales; Amaranthaceae
Product: protein trichome birefringence-like 37
Exons: 5
Coding region: 86-1204 (372 amino acids)
Cellular component (GO): Golgi apparatus
Molecular function (GO): O-acetyltransferase activity
Source: RefSeq, a predicted model, not a curated record
AAAGCUCAGUUGCCUUCUACCCAUGGCAUGUUUAUGUCACCCAUCCAAUGCAAACACAUUCUCUCUUUCUAUCAAACUUUAGUUAAUGGAGUGCAAAUUUGCUUUAUUAGCUUUUUCUUGUUUACUUUUGCAACAAUGUGUAGCUUAUAAUGUGGAGGAUUCAACAACAUUGGAGGUUCCAAAAUUGAAUAAAUCAACAAGUUAUUGUAAUGUUUUUCAAGGUAGUUGGGUGUAUGAUGAUGCUUAUAAUCCAUAUUAUAACUCAUCUACUUGUUCAUCACUCAUCAAAGAAUUUGAUUGCUUAAGCAACGGACGCCCCGAUCAACAUUACCUCAAAUAUAAGUGGAAGCCUAGCGAUUGCGAUUUGCCAAGAUUCGAUGGUCAAGAUUUUGUGACAAGGUUCACGGGUAAGAAGAUAAUGUUCGUGGGAGAUUCCUUAAGCCUUGAUCAAUGGCAGUCAUUAACAUGCAUGUUGCAAACUGCCCUGCCACAUUCUACUCACAAGUUCACAGUCAAGCACGGCCUCUCUAUAUUUACAAUAAUGGAGUACAACAUUUCCGUGAUGAUGUAUAGAACCCCAUAUUUUGUUGAUGUAGUAAGUGAAAAGAUAGGGAGGGUGCUAAAGCUUGAUUCUAUCAAAAAUGGAAAUGCUUGGAAAGGGAUGGACGUUAUCAUCUUCAACAGUUGGCAUUGGUGGGUCCAUAAAGGAAGCACCAGUCAAGGAUGGGAUUACAUACAGAAGGGUAAGAAGAUAUAUAAAGACAUGGAUCGUUUGACUGCUUAUAAAUAUGGAUUGACAACUUGGUCUAAGUGGGUUAACAGCUAUGCUAAGAACUCUCAAGUUUUCUUUCAAGGCAUCUCCCCAACUCACUACAGAUCUCAAGAGUGGAACACGAGUACUGGAAAUUGUAAAGGAGAAACGACACCGAUAUCAGGAUCAACAUAUCCGACAGGCUUACCGGAACCGGUAGGAGUAGUAAAAGAAAUAUUGAGUAGCAUGUCAACAAAGGUUACGUUACUAGACAUUACAACAUUGUCUCAACUAAGAAAAGAUGGACAUCCUUCAAUUUAUGGGUUGGAUGGAAACCAAGGAAAUGAUUGCUCCCAUUGGUGUCUUCCUGGUGUCCCUGAUACUUGGAAUGAACUCUUGUCUGCUCUUCUUGUUUCUCAACCUAAGAAAAGGUUGUUAUUCAACCAACUAUGAUUGCUCAAGUCAUUGUUAGUUUGUAUAUGUUAUUGUUAAACUUUGGUAUCUUCUAUUAUAUAUAUCCUACGUUUUGGGUUGUAUUAAGUGUCCAUGGAAUUAAUAUUUAAUCUUAAUUAAUACAAAUGUAAUGAUGUCUUGGCCUAGUGGUUCAGACACAAGGUAUGUGUACGAUAGGUUUCAGGUUCAAAUCCCCACUCCCGUUUGUAAUUUAUAUUGUCUUUGUGGCUCAUGCGCACAAAAAAAAAUAAAAAAAUUACAUACAAAUGUUAAACAUUG